Messenger RNA from Prunus armeniaca (apricot), 213 nucleotides. The record is from the annotation of a GenBank genome assembly. NCBI's taxonomy places the organism in Eukaryota, Viridiplantae, Streptophyta, Magnoliopsida, Rosales, Rosaceae.
AUGGGGAGGGUGAAAGAAAACCAUUCGAUAGGAUUUACGACUAUGACACCUAUAAUGAUCUUGGAGAUCCAGAUAGCAACGAUGAACUGGCUAGGCCUGUCCUUGGCAGCAAACAACAUCCAUACCCUCCGCAUUGCAGAACAAGACGACCACGCUCCAAAAGGGGGAGAAGCGGGUGGCCGGAGCCGUAUGUGUGGAUGGCCGGAGCCAUAA